GAUAUGUUUUCGAUGGAUUCGUUCGACUUUGAGGCGGUUAUGAGCCGCCAUUUGUUCGAAGGACCAUCGGUCCAUCAGCAUCAAAGUCAGCAACCGUUGCACCAUCUGCAGCAUCAUUCCUGCCAGCAGCAACAUCAACACCAGCAGCAGCAGCAACAGUCACAUCAUCAGCAGCACCAGCAGCACCUGGACGGUGAUCAUCAUCUGACGCAUCAUCGCCAUCAGCACGAUUUCCAUCCGGAGGCACAUUCGAUCGAUCACCAGCAGCAUCAUCUGCAUCAGGCGAACAAUGUCGAUUCGACCACGUCGAACAGUUCGGACUUUUUCCUUGCGGACGAUGAAAACACCACCGACAGUGAUUCGUACUGUGGGUUUAACAGCGAUCAGGAGAAUAAUGAUUCCAUGAAAGAGCUCUACAGCAACCGCACGUCCAAGUACCGACGGCCAAAGUGCGCCUCCCAGCAAGCCCAGCAACGUCAGGCAGCAAAUCUCCGCGAACGGCGCCGCAUGCAAAGCAUCAACGAAGCCUUCGAAGGUUUACGGACACACAUACCCACCCUGCCGUACGAGAAGCGCCUAAGCAAGGUGGACACGCUGAAGCUGGCCAUCAGCUAUAUCUCGUUCCUGGGCGAAAUGUUGCGAAAGGACAAAAAUGGCAACGAAACCGGCACGAACGGUAUCAAGCGGGCACCGGUAAAGGAACCACCGAAGAAGUUUAUCGUUCGUGGUGGCAGUGGCCAGACACACUCACUUUCCUGGCACCGGAAGGGCGAUCGGAACGCAAACGGGCGCUAUUUUGCGCGUAUUUGGCGACCGGAGGAUCCACGGAGCAAUCAUCGCAAUAUCGCUGCCGGCCCAUCAACGUACGCAACGAACGGAAUCUGUUAGGCCCCUGACUGUGGUGUGUGUCACGUUUACCGUGGAGUU
Anopheles maculipalpis is the source of this 927-nucleotide messenger RNA. RefSeq names its product pancreas transcription factor 1 subunit alpha (gene Fer1). Gene Ontology annotation, biological process: developmental process; regulation of transcription by RNA polymerase II. Lineage: Eukaryota; Metazoa; Arthropoda; Insecta; Diptera; Culicidae. Gene Ontology annotation, molecular function: RNA polymerase II transcription regulatory region sequence-specific DNA binding; DNA-binding transcription factor activity, RNA polymerase II-specific; protein dimerization activity. The transcript has 4 exons. The coding region runs from base 4 to 888 and encodes 294 amino acids. The record is from RefSeq and is a predicted model, not a curated record.